AUGGGCGAAAGUGUGCCGCCUCCGUCGCAGCAGCAGCAGCAGCAGCAAGUUGGAGCGGCGACUGGGCCGCGUUUCCGCAUUGUGCCUGGGCCUGUCCUAGCCGAGAAUAGCCGCACAAAUGAUUUUAUGCACGAAAUAAGUUCACAUCCAGUGAAUAUUGCAUCUGUUGCAGAUGACGGCGCCAUCUUUUGGUCAGCAGGGAGCGGAGAUGCAGAUGCGCACUUCGCACCCCAACAGCAACAGCAGCAGCAACCACAGCAGCAACAAGUGCAUGUGGUGAGUGCUGCGACAGUUCGAAGUGCUGCCAAUGCGGCCGAGCAGGCUAGCAUGGUGUCAAAAUGCGCCCGAUUCUUCAAAACGCUCAUUCAUCUCACGCAGCAUCCCGACCAACAACAGACAGCACAGCGAGUCACUGAGCUUGUCAAUCAAGUGAUAUAUGGAUCGAUGCCGCCAGAAGUGUUUACCACUCGUCUUCAAGAUGCUCUUCGCUCUCAGGCACAGCCGCAUCUCCUUCCAUUUCUUCAAAAGACGUUGCCGGCACUUCGUGCCGCACUGCAGAAGGGCGAAGUGACGAUCGAGGGAAUCAGCGCCCCAAACGCGCAGCAGCAACAGCAAUCUUUUGCGGAAAUCUCGCAACCGUCGGCACAGUGGGAUGCGAAUCAGCGGGGAAACAAUGAAAAUGCUUUUGUGCAACAGGUACAGUACAGAUACACCCCGACAUCUCGAGAUGUAUCUGUGCUGUACUACACUGUAAGAAAUUAUCUGUGCUGUACUGGGAUACCUUCUUAA
Molecule: messenger RNA, 789 nt
Organism: Gongylonema pulchrum
Lineage: Eukaryota; Metazoa; Nematoda; Chromadorea; Rhabditida; Gongylonematidae
Source: the annotation of a GenBank genome assembly